CUCUCAAUCAUUUUAACUUAAACAAGUCCAUAUAUUUAUUUAUUUAUGUACGUAACUCUUUAGUGUCACAAUAGAAUUUUGCUUCUUCUACUCACUCUUCUGGUUACCUCUUCUAGCUCCAGAAACCACUACAAACAGAAAGAAAAAUGGGAACCACUGAUACAACCAAGCCUAACCUUGAUUCUUUAUUGAAUGAACGCAAAGCAUUUGAUGAAACAAAAGCUGGUGUAAAAGGACUUGUUGAUGGAGGACUUAACAAGAUCCCUACCUUAUUCCAUCAUCAACCUGAUAAAUAUGAGUUAGCCUACAACACAAGCCAUGUUAUUCCUAUCAUAGAUCUUGCAGAUAUUGAUAACAAAGAUCCAAGUAUUCACCAAAAAAUUGUUGACAAAGUGAAGGAAGCAUGUGAAACAUGGGGGUUUUUUCAAGUUGUUAAUCAUGGAAUCCCUUUGAGUGUUCUUGAGGAGUUGAAAGAUGGUGUUAAGAGGUUUUAUGAGCAGGAUACAGAAGUCAAAAAAGAUUUGUAUACAAGAGAUAGACAUAAAUCCUUUAUUUACAAUAGUAACUUUGAUAUUUAUAGCUCACCAGCACUUAAUUGGAGGGAUACUUUUACAUGUUACUUGGCUCCUGAUACUCCCAAACCAGAAGAUAUUCCUGUAGUAUGCAGAGAUAUAUUGCUAGAAUAUGGAAAACACAUGAGAAACCUAGGGACUUUAUUGUUUGAACUAUGCUCAGAAGCUUUAGGUCUGAAUCCAAACCAUCUAAAAGAUAUUGAUUGUGCUGAAGGAUUACUUGCUCUCGGUCAUUAUUAUCCUCCUUGUCCUGAACCAGAAUUGACUGUGGGAACAACCAAGCAUUCUGAUAAUGAUUUCCUCACUGUGCUUCUCCAAGACCAUAUUGGUGGCCUCCAAGUUCUUUAUCAGGAUAAAUGGAUUGAUAUUACACCUGUUCCUGGGGCUCUCAUAGUUAAUGUUGGAGAUCUUUUGCAGCUUAUAACAAAUGACAAAUUCAAGAGUGUGGAGCACAGAGUUCUUGCAAAUAAUGUUGGUCCAAGAAUAUCUGUUGCAUGUUUUUUCUGCACCGGUCAUAGGUCAUCCUCAAAGCUCUAUGGACCUAUAAAGGAACUAUUAUCAGAAGACAAUCCUCCCAUAUACAGAGAAACCUCAGUUGCUGACUAUGUAGCCUAUUUUGAAGCAAAAGGACUAGAUGGUACUUCUGCUCUUACACAUUACAAGAUUUGAACUAAGCAAUGUGGAAGAAAAAAUAUUAGCUCAUACAAAUAACUGAAUGGGGUGAUGCUUGUGUAGUUAUAUGAACCUUAAAUAUGAUGGUUAUGCUGUGGAUAAUUACAAAGUAUAUGUGUUUACCUAGUGAAAACAAAUGUCAUUUUUUUUUUGUCUUAAUCCUCCGAUUUAAAGAGACGGGGCCUUGAUAAAACAGAUAUCGACCAGGAAAUUAUUAGUCUUUGCCGGAACGACAAAGGCCAUUUGCUUAUGUUGCAUCAUUGUUUUCUUGGUAAACUUGCUUAAUGUAAGACUUGCUCGCCACCACGUAGGGCAGUAGGAAAAAGGCAUACCUUGUUAAUUCAACAACUUUCUACUAUGAAAUCUAAUUACUAGUAUAUAAUUUACCAUA
Medicago truncatula (barrel medic) is the source of this 1635-nucleotide messenger RNA. Its product is annotated as 1-aminocyclopropane-1-carboxylate oxidase homolog 1. The record is from RefSeq and is a predicted model, not a curated record. The coding region runs from base 147 to 1241 and encodes 364 amino acids. Lineage: Eukaryota; Viridiplantae; Streptophyta; Magnoliopsida; Fabales; Fabaceae. The transcript is spliced from 3 exons.